Lotus japonicus is the source of this 2603-nucleotide messenger RNA. Its product is annotated as probable methyltransferase PMT23. NCBI's taxonomy places the organism in Eukaryota, Viridiplantae, Streptophyta, Magnoliopsida, Fabales, Fabaceae. Gene Ontology annotation, molecular function: methyltransferase activity. The coding region runs from base 409 to 2271 and encodes 620 amino acids. Gene Ontology annotation, cellular component: trans-Golgi network; cytoplasm; endosome. The transcript has 8 exons. The record is from RefSeq and is a predicted model, not a curated record.
AUAAUUAAUGAGACACAUUUUACAAGUUAGAAUUAAUAAGGGCAUCAUUGGAAAAAAAUAAUUAAUAUAGCUCAAACUUUUAUUUGGUUCUUAUAAAAAGGACCAAGAUUUUUCUUCUCUUUCAUGCUUAUAAAUAGGACCGGAGGGAGUACUUAGUCUUAUGUGACAUAAUGUGAUUGGACGUCAGUGUAAAACAUAUCCAUUAAUCUCAUUAAAUAUAUGCAGACCCUGUGUGUCUCUAAAAAUAGUUCAAUGGAAUAUGUCAAAUGUGACAAAUAGUAUUAGUUAUGCGAUUACUUGUUAAGAUCUUGGUGUUUUCAUGCAUUGUUUGUGCCUUUGAAAACUGUGCCUUUGAAAACUGAGCCACAAUCACAAGUCACAACACUGUAUCAUCAGCUAACAGCAUCAAUGGCGAUUUCAGUUGAAACCUUCUUCAAAGAGAGGAAAUACCCAUUCAUUUUCACCCUCAUGGUCUUGCUAAUCUGCUUCACGAUCCUCCUUUUUGCCAACACCACCUUCACCUUCGAUCCAAAUAGCUUCUACCCUGAUGUCAAAGCGCAACCACUUGAACCCAAUUCCCCUGCAACCACAGAUUCUUCCCCAUUUCCGAAAGAUCACGAAGAAUCACCUCGUAACUUGACCAGGAUCUCUGCCCCAAAAGAUCAAGGGUUGUUGCGCCAGUGGGAGGAUGUUUUCGGCGGUGUUUCUGAUGAUUUGAAUGUGGAUUGGAAGGUUUGUAAGGGUGUGGCAGCGGUGGAUUAUAUACCCUGUUUGGAUAACUUGAAGGUGAUUAAGGCUUUGAGGACAAGGAGGCAUAUGGAGCAUAGGGAAAGGCAUUGUCCUAAUCCUAGAAGUAGAACCCGGUGUUUGGUGCCUCUUCCCAAAGGGUAUAAGUUUCCGGUGUCGUGGCCUAAGAGCAGGGACAUGAUUUGGUAUGAUAAUGUCCCUCAUACAAAGCUACUUGAAUACAAGAAGGAGCAACACUGGGUGGUGAAGUCAGGCGAACAUCUUGUCUUUCCUGGAGGUGGUACUCAGUUUAAAGAAGGAGUUGACCAUUAUAUUAAGUUCAUAGAAAAGACACUGCCCGCAAUCCAAUGGGGAAAAAAUAUCAGGGUUAUUCUUGACGUUGGUUGUGGAGUAGCUAGCUUUGGUGGAAGUCUUCUUGAUAGAAAUGUUAUUACCAUGUCAUUUGCACCCAAGGAUGAGCAUGAAGCUCAAAUACAGUUUGCUUUGGAGCGAGGGAUUCCAGCAACUCUUUCUGUCAUUGGAACCCAAAAGUUGGUAUAUCCUGACAACGGAUUUGAUUUGAUCCAUUGCGCACGAUGCAGGGUGCAUUGGGAUGGAGACGGUGGGAAACCGUUAUUUGAGCUCAACAGGAUUCUUAGACCUGGCGGUUUCUUUGCAUGGUCUGCAACACCAGUUUAUCGUGAUGAUGAAAGAGAUCAGAAAGUAUGGAAGGCCAUGGUGACUAUAACAAAAGCAAUGUGCUGGACUAUUGUGGCUAAGACUCUUGAUUCAUCUGGAAUUGGUCUUGUUAUAUACCAGAAGCCUACAUCAUCCGUGUGCUAUGAAAAACGCAAACAGAAGAAUCCUCCUUUAUGUGAAAAUCACGAAAGGAAAAAUAGCUCAUGGUAUACCAGACUCAGUGGUUGCAUUAUUCCUCUUCCAAUUGAUGGCGCGGGUAAUCUGCAGAGCUGGCCCAUGUCUUGGCCUCAGAGGCUUACAAGUAUACCUCCUAGCUUGUCUACUGAAUCAUAUGCCAGCGAGAUAUUCAACAAGGACAACAAACUCUGGUCUGAACUAGUUUCAGACGUUUAUAUAAAUGGUCUUUCUGUAAAUUGGUCGAGUUUUCGAAAUAUCAUGGACAUGAAUGCUGGUUAUGCAGGAUUUGCCGCAGCACUCGUUGAUCUACCAGUUUGGGUGAUGAAUGUAGUACCUAUUGAUAUGCCAGAUUCUCUUUCUAUUAUAUUUGACAGAGGGUUAAUAGGAAUGUACCAUGAUUGGUGUGAGUCCUUUAACACCUACCCUCGCACAUAUGAUCUUCUUCAUGCUAGCUUCCUCUUCAAAAAUCUUGAGAAAAGGUGUGACAUGGUUGAUGUGGUUGUCGAGAUCGAUCGCAUAUUGAGACCAGAUGGGUAUCUCCUCGUUCAGGACUCUAUGGAAACUAAUAGAAAGCUUGGUCCAAUCUUGCGUUCACUUCAUUGGUCAGUAACGUUGUAUCAAAAUCAGUUCCUUGUUGGUAGGAAGAGUUUCUGGCGUCCAAGGCCAUAGAAACUGAAUAAUGAAUAGGGUUGCUCAUCAUAUCCUCUGCUUCAGUGUAGGAUUGCUUAUAAUUUUCUUUAUUCUAAUCCUAAUAUAGAUAUAGAAUCAAACAAAACUACAAAUCAAGUAUAGGGAGGAUACUUUUUUUGGCAGACAAUCCGUUGAGGAUAAAUAUUUUUUUUGUUUUAACCACAACUGCUCUGUAUGUGUUGUUUGAGCAAAGAUAUUCUUUUAUUUUAUUUUUUUAGGAUAAUAGGUAUUGUUGUAUUGAGUAAACUAGUGCCUACAAAGCCAUUAUUUUGUAGAACCUUGAAUGAAUUAUAUUUUUAUUCCUUUCAAUA